AAGCCCCUGUGGUGUGCCUGCCAGUCACCAGCCCUGGCCAGCUCUUCAGGGCUCCCCAAAGCUGGACUCUUGGUAUUUGAAGGCUGGGCCAUAUCUGCAGAGGUUGCUUUUUAACUGAACUCGCCUUCUUUGGGUUCCGCCUCUAGCUCCAGAGUGUCGAGACAUGGACCUUCUUCAGUUCCUGGCAGCCUUCUUGGUCCUACUGUUGUCUGGGAUGGAAGUCACAGGCACCGUAAAGACCAGUGUGGACCCAGGCCUCAAGAUCUACAAGAAGAUGUUUGAGGUGAAGCGGCGAGAGCAGCUGUUGGCGCUGAAGAACCUGGCGCAGCUGGACGACAUCCACCAGCAGUACAAGAUCCUUGACGUCAUGCUCAAGGGACUCUUUAAGGUGCUGGAGGACUCCCGGACAGUGCUCGUUGCUGCUGAGGUGCUCCCAGACGGGCCCUUCCCCCAGGAUGAGAAGCUGAAGGAUGCUUUCUCCCACGUGGUGGAGAACACGGCCUUCUUUGGUGAUGUGGUGCUGCGCUUUCCAAAGAUCGUACACCACUACUUCGACCAUAAUUCCAACUGGAACCUCCUCAUCCGCUGGGGCAUCAGCUUCUGCAAUCAGACAGGUGUCUUUGACCAGGGACCCCACUCACCCAUCCUCAACUUGAUGGCUCAGGAGCUGGGUAUCAGUGAGAAAGACUCUGACUUCCAGAACCCAUUUAAAGUAGACCGGACGGAGUUCAUUCCUAGCACCGACCCUUUCCAGAAGGCUUUGAAAGAAGAAGAAAAACGCCGGAAAAAGGAGGAGAAGCGGAAAGAGAUCCGAAAAGGCCCAAGAAUCUCAAGAUCAAAGUCUGAGUUGUAGCCCUGGAGCAGUGUGGGGCCUAAGAGGUCAGCGAGAGGCCAGUCAGAAGAGGCAGCAACCUUGCAGCUGUGGUAUAGCACCAUCAAGCGCCAUGGUGAGCACAGGCCACUUCUAGAUGGGGACCCUACAUUUGCUAGGUCCUCAGAAGCCGGGUCUGAGACCUGGCCAAAAAGACUGAGCUUCCGGGAUCUUAGGGCACACCAAGGGGUCCUUGAGAGGACACUGUUCUGCAGACAGGACCCUGCAGGGAGGCUGCUUAGGGAGGAUGGCUAAAGGAACUCCUGGCCUGGAUCCUCUUGGUGAGGGCUGCAGACCAGCUGCUGCCCUUCACGAGGAAGCACCAGAACCAGGCUUUGGGUUACAGGUGAAGGUGCCGUGCUUAUAGCCUACCUCACUGUUCCUGGGCUGCCUGUCACCACCCACCUCUCUGCAGAGUAACACUAAAGUCAGCAAAUCCACUGCCCUCACCA
This is a messenger RNA of Acomys russatus (golden spiny mouse), 1323 nucleotides long. RefSeq names its product coiled-coil domain containing 134 (gene Ccdc134). Bases 164 to 853 code for a protein of 229 amino acids. The record is from RefSeq and is a predicted model, not a curated record. NCBI's taxonomy places the organism in Eukaryota, Metazoa, Chordata, Mammalia, Rodentia, Muridae. The transcript has 6 exons.